AUGGCCGGGGCCGUACGCCAACCGAUUGACGUCGCCUCGCUCGAGCGCUACAUCGCCAGUAAUGUCCCGGAGAUCAAGGUGCCGAUUGACGUGAAGCAGCAGUUCGGCUAUGGCCAGUCGAAUCCGACAUACCAGCUCACAGACAGCGCCGGCCGCAAGUAUGUGAUGCGCAAGAAGCCGCCGGGGAAGCUGCUCUCCAAGACUGCACACAAGGUCGACCGCGAAUACCGCAUUAUUCACGCGCUCGAGAACACAGAUGUCCCGGUGCCGAAGGCAUACUGUCUAUGUAAGGAUGAGAGCGUUAUUGGGACGGACUUCUACAUUAUGGAGUUCCUGGAUGGGAGGAUAUUCGAGGAUCCCGCGUUACCAGAGGUGUCGCCUCAGGACAGGACAGAAAUGUGGCACUCCGCCAUCCGCACCCUCGCAAAGUUCCACAGCGUCUCCCCCGCCUCCGUCAACAUGACCUCCUUCGGCAAGCUGUCUGGCUUCUACAACCGGCAGCUCGCGACCUUCAACACCAUCUCCGAAGCCCAGGCACAAGCCGUCGACGUCGAGACCAAGGAGCCCGUUGGCAAGAUCCCGCAUUUCGACGAGAUGGUCCGGUUCUUCAGCGAUCCGAAGACGCAGCCGAAGGAUAGAGCGACGUUUGUGCAUGGCGAUUAUAAGAUUGACAAUCUGGUGUUUCAUAAGACUGAGCCGAGGGUUAUUGGCAUCUUGGACUGGGAGAUGUCGACGAUAGGUCAUCCACUGUCGGACCUCUGCAACCUGCUCACGCCCUACGUCACGGCGGUCUCACCGAGAGCCAUCGAGAUUGGGCGCGGUAGCAAGGCCUUCCAGCCAGGCGCUACCGAGGGUCUGCCGGCUAAGGAGCAGCUGGUAGACUGGUACAUAGAAGUAGCAGGGUGGGACCCCAAGCCAGACUUGACCUGGGGAGAUGCGUUCGGAAUUUACAGAGGUUCCAUCAUCAUGCAGGGAAUCGCGGCGAGAUACGCGCUGCGGCAGGCAAGCAGCCUGAAAGCGAAGGACUAUGCGGUGCAGAUGGCGCCCUUUGCAGAAGUUGCCUGGAGCCUAAUAGAGGAGUGGAAGAAGGAUCAUGAGAGGGCGAGAUUAUAG
Coniosporium apollinis CBS 100218 is the source of this 1113-nucleotide messenger RNA. Its product is annotated as phosphotransferase enzyme family domain-containing protein. The transcript is spliced from 4 exons. Lineage: Eukaryota; Fungi; Ascomycota; Dothideomycetes. The record is from RefSeq and is a predicted model, not a curated record. Bases 1 to 1113 code for a protein of 370 amino acids.